Telopea speciosissima is the source of this 579-nucleotide messenger RNA. Its product is annotated as tetraspanin-8-like. The transcript has 2 exons. The record is from RefSeq and is a predicted model, not a curated record. The annotation marks the transcript as partial. Gene Ontology annotation, cellular component: plasma membrane; plasmodesma. NCBI's taxonomy places the organism in Eukaryota, Viridiplantae, Streptophyta, Magnoliopsida, Proteales, Proteaceae. Gene Ontology annotation, biological process: auxin-activated signaling pathway.
UUCUGUUUCACCAUUUUCGCUUUCGUUGUAACUAACAAGGGUGCUGGAGAGGUUGUUUCUGAGAGAGGUUAUAAGGAGUAUAAGUUGGGGGAUUAUUCUAAUUGGUUGCAAAAGAGGGUUAAUAAUACCAAGAACUGGAACAAUAUUAAGAGUUUCUUGAUUGAUAGCAAGGUUUGCAAGAGUCUCACUGAUCAGAACGUGAACGAGAACGUACACCAGUUCUAUAGCAAUAACUUGUCUCCAAUUCAGUCUGGUUGCUGUAAGCCUCCAACUUCAUGUAACUUCACCUAUGUGACUCCAAUCGAAUGGACCAACCCAAACAACACAACCUCCUUCACUGAUUCUGACUGCACAGCUUGGAACAACAAUGAAAAUGAUCUCUGCUACAACUGCCAGUCUUGUAAGGGUGGAGCGCUUCAAAAUAUAAAGAGUCAGUGGAAGAAGGUUGCCAUUGUCAACAUCAUCUUCCUCAUCUUCCUUGUCAUUGUCUACAUCAUUGGUUGUUGUGCUUUCAGGAACAACAGGAUGGAUAAUUCUUAUCCCAGAUAUAAGGAUUACACAUAGAAUCUUAAUCUGAUC